GUGUGUUUCAUGUUUGACCAGCUGUCACUUUGUUACUCAGGAUAAUAAACAUUCCAUUUAGAAUUAUCAUAUCACGUCAUAUGCCCCAUGGGGUUUACAAAUGAUCCAAUAUAUAAUGUCAAAAUGUUGUUCUCAUCGUCGUAUAAAUCGACUUAUAUGGCAUCAAGGAGGCAUAUUAGCACUUACAUAUUUAGCAUAUACCUGUUACCACAUGACAAGGAAACCUAUAUCUGUGGUUAAAAAUGUAUUAAGUCUUAAUUGUAGCCGCGUAUCACCACCACCUGAUAUUAUAAUUAAUGAUACCAAUCGAGAUACAUGGUGUGAUUGGGCUCCAUUUGACAAAUCAGAUGCUCCAGCAUUACUCGGUAUGUUGGAUUCAGCAUUCCUAUUUGCAUACGCAGCUGCUAUGUUUCUCAGUGGUUUUAUUGCUGAGCGUGUUAAUCUGCGUUAUUUUCUUUCCUUUGGUAUGCUAGCAUCUGGUAUUUCUUGUUAUUUAUUUGGAAUUGCUAGACCGUAUAAGAUACAUAACUUAUGGUAUUUUAUUUUGAUUCAGGCUGCGGGUGGAGUAUUUCAAACUUCUGGUUGGCCAGGUGUAGUAACAGUUGUGGGAAAUUGGUUUGGAAGAGGAAAACGAGGCUUAAUUUUUGGAAUAUGGAAUUCUCAUACAUCUUUAGGAAAUAUAUUGGGCACUUUACUUGCAGCUAAUUUUGUUGAAUCUAACUGGGGUUUAAGUUUCAUGAUACCAGGAACAAUAAUGGGAGUGGCAGGAUUUAUUAUUUUUUUAUUCCUAGCACCUGCACCUAUUGAUGUAGGUUGUUUUCCUCCUAAUUCAUUUGGAUAUAGAAAACUAGAUGCAACUAACAGUUCAGAUGAAGAUAUUGGAGAUAUCGAAGAAUCUCGUACUAUCGGAGAAGAUCGUGUCAUCUAUCGCUGUGUCUACCGUGAACAAAACGUUACUAAUGAUUCAGCAAGUUUAAGAUCAGAAACAAGUCCAAUAUUAUCAACAAAUAGACGUUUCUACAAUCAUACCAAAGAGAAUGCUAUUGGAUUUGUUGAAGCUGCACAAAUACCCGGUGUACUUGAAUAUUCCUUUUCAUUAUUCUUUGCAAAACUUGUAAGCUACACAUUGCUUUACUGGUUGCCGCUGUAUAUUGCAGUUUCAAGUACAUACAGCACAACAUUAAGUGCAUGUUUAUCAGCAUUAUUUGAUGUAGGAGGUAUUGCGGGUGCAAUAAUUGCUGGCGUUAUAUCAGACUACAGUGGAAUGAGUGCUUUAACAUGUUCUAUAAUGCUUGGACUUGCAAUUCCAACGUUAUUUAUUUAUGAUUGUUUGGAAAGUAUGAGUUUAGGUGUCAGUAUACUAUUAUUGUUAAUAACAGGAUUGUUAGUCAAUGGACCAUAUGCUUUAAUAACAACUGCAGUAUCUGCUGAAUUAGGAACUCAUCCUAGUUUAGGGGAUAGUUCUAAAGCUUUAGCAACAGUUACUGCAAUUAUUGAUGGAACAGGCAGUAUCGGUGCUGCGGUUGGUCCAUUAUUAACAGGAUUUGUUUCACAAUGGGCAGGAUGGCAUAAUGUUUUUUAUAUGCUUAUGUCUGCAAACAUGUUAGCUCUACUUUUUUUAUCCAGAUUAGUUUAUAAAGAUAUACGAUUAUAUGCACAGAGACGAAGGGCAGUAUAAAUGAGGUGUAUCUUUUGAUUAAGAUACAAGAAAGUGUUUAAAAAUGAAAAUGGAUGUAUUAUUAUAUGUACAUACUUACAAAAUUACUCAAUAUUCAUUGAAAUAUUGAUCAUUACCGUAAAAUAAAUGAUAUAUUUUUACAA
Molecule: messenger RNA, 1821 nt
Organism: Polistes canadensis
Lineage: Eukaryota; Metazoa; Arthropoda; Insecta; Hymenoptera; Vespidae
Gene: MFS16
Product: sugar phosphate exchanger 2
Exons: 10
Coding region: 101-1678 (525 amino acids)
Biological process (GO): transmembrane transport
Cellular component (GO): membrane
Molecular function (GO): transmembrane transporter activity
Source: RefSeq, a predicted model, not a curated record